CAUUUAUAAUAUUAUUUAAUUGAUUAUUUAAAGAAAUUAUUAAAUUUAUGAAAAAUAUAUAAGUUUUGAAAUAUGUCGGGAUAUAACAGUCCUCCCUCCUUAAAUUGUUCAUCGUCCUCGAUGGACAUGUACUUUUAGUACAUAAAUUUUUCAUAAAUUUUACAAUUUUGCUUUUUAAUUAUAAAAGAUGUAAUGUUGCUGACGAAGAACAUUUUGAGUUAAGUGUAAUAGAUAAGUGUUUAAAUUAUACAUCAUGUGCAGUACGUGUUCAAAAUUGAGAAUGGCGAAGAAGAAGGUAAGUUGUUUUCAAAACAUGGUUUCUCGGGUAUCCCUCGGUCCAACUGAGUUGUUCAAAAUCGUGAGAAUCUUCAUGCUCAUCAAAUUUUUGACUGAUGAUAUCAGGAUCUGUCGUCCCCACUUAUACUGUUGAAGUCCUUUGUAAUUAGUUCUUCAUUAGCUAUGAGUGAUAACAGUUCAGUUAGUGACGCUUCCACGGUUGAUUUGGUUGAUUUUUAUGUUCAAACAAUGAGACCAGUUCCUCUAUUGUUAAAUCGAGAUGUUUCUCAUGGUAAUAGUGUUUUUUGAUUAGUUUUGUUUUGUUUUAAUUUGUGUGUGUUUUCAUUGUUUCCUUUUUUUUUUUAUUCUUUAUUUAUAAUAUGAGUGAUUCUAUUGAAGAGAUUGACAAUGAUGUGUCAGAUUAUGUGGACUUAUUUGAUCUCAAUGUUCUUGAACCAUUGAGAAAUACUGAUAACAUUCAAGCAACUGUGAUGCCACAAGUGGAAAAUGUGACAGUUAGGGAAAUUGAUCCUGUUCCUUCUACUUCAAGAUCAGAAGGACAUUGGCACGCAUCGAAUAUUCCAAUAGAUGUUCCGAUAAUUCCACAGUUGGAUCAUUUAUUGACUGCUAACGUAUCCAGACAAAGACUUAUAGGACUACGCAUGGUGGAAUUGGAAGAACGUAUGGGCAUUUUUCAAUUUGCUAUAUGGAAAAUGCCUGUCGAGGGAGCAGCAGAAACAGUGCGUCGUUUGAUUAGUGAUAUCACAGGCAUUGAAUAUUCUUUAAAUGAAUUUAUAAUUGUGAGUGCCUUAGACGCGAAUCGACAAGGUGUUUUAGUGCGUGUCUCGACUGCUAGUUUAAAACAAUUAAUUUUUAACUGUAAAAUGUUGCUGAUAUUCCGGGGAUACAAUAUUGACUAUUUAUUUUCUCAAUAGUGCCUUUUCUCGUCGGCCCUUCAAAAUAGAACUAUUGGCUCAAAUAAUUUUUGGCGUUACUGAAUUACACAGGAUAUCCCGGGAAAUAAAAGAGUUAAGAUGUUCCCGAGGAUUUAUUCCAAAUUAUCGGAUGAUAAGAUGUCCUGACUCGCAGCUGAAAGUUGUUUUUCGCAAGGUGUCAGCCUCUUGGUCGGUGGUGAAAGGGGAUUCGAGGAAAUCGAGAAAAUUGAAAACUUUUAAGUCGAAAUUGGAAAAAAGAUUGAUGCGUUUGGUCACAGCCCUUAUUGUAUCAUCACAAAAUAGGACGAAUCUCAUAAGGUAAUUUAUGAAUCUAUAUUUAUUUCUUCUCUCUCAUUUGUGAAUUAUUUGAAAUUUUAUAGAUCGUGUUUUCUCCUUUUAUUUCAGUUUGCGGGGUAAAAACGGACGUUUCUGUCGUUGUGGAAAAUUCGUCUUGAUAGAUCGGAGACAUUCGAUAUGUGCUUGUGGUGGUGACGUCGCAAUCCUAACGAGGGUUGAAUCCGAUGAAGAAGAGAUAGACGUAGUGAAUUAAUUAUUACGAAUUAUUUUAUAUAUAUAAUUUUAUACACAAACCUAUACAUAUUCACAAACAUGCACACAUAUAUAUAUACUUUCUAACAAUAAUUCAUUUUAUAAUAAAUUUAUUUAACGUGACAUCAUCGGUGUUUUACUU
Molecule: messenger RNA, 1902 nt
Organism: Leptopilina heterotoma
Lineage: Eukaryota; Metazoa; Arthropoda; Insecta; Hymenoptera; Figitidae
Exons: 2
Coding region: 657-1211 (184 amino acids)
Source: RefSeq, a predicted model, not a curated record